Molecule: messenger RNA, 576 nt
Organism: Arabis nemorensis
Lineage: Eukaryota; Viridiplantae; Streptophyta; Magnoliopsida; Brassicales; Brassicaceae
Source: the annotation of a GenBank genome assembly
AUGCAGACUAGAAUGGGGAAGAAGAUGGGAAUUGUAGCGUUUACUCUUUAUCUUUGCAUCACCUUCGCACUCUGUGAAUAUUACUCAAAAAUUGUUCCAUUCUCGCCAAAACAACGAGUAGUCACCAAUCUCCAUUUCUUCUUUCAUGACACUAUUACCGGACCAAACCCAUCAGCUGUUCUCAUUGCCAAGUCCAAUCACACCGGAAAUGACAGCUCUUCUCCGUCACCAUUCGGCUCUGUUUUCGCCAUUGACGACCCUCUCACCCUCGGACCCGACCCGAAAUCCGAACAGAUUGGGAACGCCAAAGGAAUGUACGUCUCCUCCGGAAAACAUGUCCCUACGUUGACUAUGUACGUUGACUUCGGGUUCACCUCCGGCCAGUUUAACGGCAGUUCCUUUGCUGUGUUUUCGAGGAAUACGAUAAUGGAGAAGGAGAGGGAGCUUGCGGUUGUGGGCGGUCGAGGAAAGUUUAAGAUGGCCACAGGAGUGGCUCAACUCAAUACAUACUCGGUUAACUUGACCAGUGGUGAUGCCAUUGUUGAGUACAAUGUAACUCUCUAUCAUUAUUUAUAA